GCGCUCGCGCUUCAGCCUGCAGCGUGUUCUGAAGACCCUGGGACAAGAGCACUGACAUUUCAUUUGCUCAUUUGGACCGGUUUUUACCAACCCAAUCUUAACAACAACAAAACAAACUUCUUCGCUUCUUCCUCUGAUCAUUUACUGAUCAUGGAUCCUCUAUACAUCACUUCACAAAACUCAAGCGGCAACGGGACCAGCAGUUCAUUGGUCAAUGACACGGACGUGCUCUCGAACCAGUUCGUUCAGCCGGUGUGGCAGAUAGUUCUGUGGGCCAUCGCGUACUGCUGUAUAGUUCUGGUGUCGGUUGUUGGAAAUAUCACUGUCAUCUGGAUCAUUUUAGCGCAUAAGCGCAUGAGAACUGUGACCAACUAUUUUCUAGUCAAUCUUGCGUUCGCAGAGGCUUCUAUGUCGGCUUUCAAUACCGUUAUUAACUUUGUGUAUGCAGUGCACAACGAGUGGUACUUCGGACUUGUUUACUGCAGAUUUCACAACUUCUUUCCAAUAGCAGCUGUCUUCGCUAGUAUUUACUCUAUGACGGCAAUAGCCCUGGACAGCACUGUGGUGAAGAUGAUGAUUGUCGUUGAGUGCACCUUCGCCAUCUGCUGGCUGCCCUACCAUGUCUACUUCCUGCUGCACCAGUUCCUUCCCCACUUGUUUGAGGAACAGUACAUCCAGCAGGUGUACUUAGGAAUAAUGUGGCUUGCCAUGAGUUCCACCAUGUACAAUCCCAUCAUCUACUGUCUUCUCAAUGACAGGUUUCGAGCUGGAUUCCAGCAGGCAUUCUCCUGGUGUCCUUGUGUCCCUCAAGGCUCAUAUGAAGGUCUGGAGCUCAAGUCAACUCGCUAUCUUCAGACGCAGGCCAGCAUUUACCGUGCAAGCCGAAUGGAGACCACAGUAUCCACAGUGAUGCCGGUUAUCGAGGGGGACCUUCGGGAGAAUACAAAUCAAUGUUCAAUAGAUCUCGCGUCUAAUGGUUCUUCACAAAGCGCCUCCAAGACUGUAUCAGAGUCAUCCAGCUUCUAUUCAAGCAACAAUUUAGCCUAGAAAAGAAUGUAGGAAAUACUUUCAGUGUUAAAAUACCAAUCUUGUGAGGAGAAGGUCAAAUGGUACACGCUCCAGCGAAGGUCGUAAUGUGAGAUACAACAAACCAAAACAGGUUUUUAGGUUUUCUUGGGGAUGGAAGGCUAAUGUGUGAAAACUUCAUUGUAUCUUGGUCAACAUAACAUCUAAAGACUGUGAAGCAUUAAUACUGUCUUUGUGUUUAGCAAAAUUUUACUACUUGUGGGAGCCGGCUAGAAAUCAUCCCUGUAAGUGUUCAGCCCAAUCAGCAUUUGCUCCAGGACCCAGUGGGUUUGUUUAGGAAAACUUGACCAGCUGAUCCCCUUGGCAACGAUCUGUCUGUCAUUACUGCUGUUUGUUGAUGAUACGAUAGCCAGAAUGACGACGUGGAAGCGUCUGCACCUGUUGUUGCAUAUUACUGGAUUCGAAGGUGACAAUGUAAAGGAUUUGUCUGGAAGGCAGAGGGUCUAAUUAUAGCGCAGCGAGAGACAGAAAAUUUGACUUUGUACUAACACAGCUACUUCCAUUUAUAUCGCCAUAAUUCUCUGUUAAAUCCGGAGUUUAUUAUUAGCAUGCUGUUGAGUAUCAGUUGCAGCUAUACUGCCUUUACAAAGACCAUGUUAAAGGCGCUGUAUGUAGAAUUGACACCGAGUGGUUGAACUAGGUAUUGCAGUCCAAAUUCAAAAUAUUGGAACAGGUUUUUUUUUCACCAGGCCCCUCCU
Molecule: messenger RNA, 1784 nt
Organism: Sinocyclocheilus grahami
Lineage: Eukaryota; Metazoa; Chordata; Actinopteri; Cypriniformes; Cyprinidae
Product: substance-P receptor-like
Exons: 4
Coding region: 151-1047 (298 amino acids)
Biological process (GO): G protein-coupled receptor signaling pathway; positive regulation of flagellated sperm motility
Cellular component (GO): plasma membrane; sperm midpiece
Molecular function (GO): substance P receptor activity
Source: RefSeq, a predicted model, not a curated record